GUUCGGAAACAAUCGCUUCCUCGACUUCCAUUUAAUAGAGUCAAGAUGCCUCACGCUUACCCAUUCCUCUCUCCUGAGCAGAAGAAGGAGCUGAGUGAUAUUGCUCAGAGGAUUGUUGCCCCUGGCAAAGGCAUUCUGGCUGCAGAUGAAUCUACAGGUAGCGUGGCCAAGCGGUUCCAGAGCAUCAAUGCUGAGAACACAGAGGAGAACAGGAGACUGUACCGCCAGCUUCUGUUCACCGCAGACGACCGCGUCAAGCCCUGCAUCGGCGGCGUCAUCCUCUUCCACGAGACCCUCUACCAGAAGACCGAUGAUGGCAAACUCUUCUCCCAGCUCCUGAAGGAGAGGGGCAUGGUGGUUGGCAUCAAAGUUGACAAGGGUGUGGUUCCCCUGGCCGGCACUAAUGGAGAGACCACCACACAAGGUCUGGAUGGACUGUAUGAGCGCUGCGCUCAGUAUAAGAAAGAUGGGGCAGACUUUGCUAAAUGGAGGUGUGUGCUGAAGAUCACCCCUACAACCCCUUCAAGACUGGCCAUCAUUGAGAACGCUAAUGUGCUCGCACGUUAUGCUAGCAUUUGCCAGAUGCAUGGCAUUGUGCCCAUCGUGGAGCCUGAGAUUCUUCCUGAUGGUGACCAUGACCUGAAGAGGUGCCAGUAUGUGACCGAGAAGGUUCUGGCUGCUGUGUACAAGGCCCUGUCAGACCACCAUGUCUACUUGGAGGGCACUCUGCUCAAACCCAACAUGGUGACCGCUGGGCAUUCGUGUUCCCAGAAGUACACCCCUCAGGAGGUGGCCAUGGCGACUGUCACAGCUCUUCGCCGCACUGUUCCUCCCGCUGUGCCUGGUAUCACCUUCCUGUCUGGAGGCCAGAGUGAGGAGGAGGCCUCACUCAACCUGAAUGCCAUUAACCAGUGUCCCCUGCAGAAGCCCUGGGCCCUGACCUUCUCCUACGGUCGUGCCCUGCAGGCCUCUGCCCUCAAAGCCUGGGGUGGCAAGAAGGAGAACGGCAAAGCCUGCCAGGAGGAGUUCAUGAAGAGAGCUCUCAACAACAGCCAGGCCUGUGUUGGGAAGUAUGUGUCUUCAGGAGAUAAGGGUGCUGCUGCUGGAGAGUCUCUCUUUGUGGCCAACCAUGCCUACUAAUCAGCAGAAAGCCUUUUACAUUUCAAUCCUCAGCUUAUUCUUAAAGAAUCACUGAAACAAAACUAUGAAACAAUGAGAUUAUACUUCAAACAGUAAUAGUAACUUAAUGUGUUUUUUUUGCCCUUCUCCUCCUUCCACUUUUAAUAACAUUCUCAGGUAUUGUAAUGUUUAACUUUUUUGAAGCAUGUUGCUCUUGAACUUGUAAUACUAAUGUUACCUGUAUUUGACCUACACAAAUCA
Molecule: messenger RNA, 1380 nt
Organism: Carassius carassius (crucian carp)
Lineage: Eukaryota; Metazoa; Chordata; Actinopteri; Cypriniformes; Cyprinidae
Product: fructose-bisphosphate aldolase A
Exons: 7
Coding region: 46-1140 (364 amino acids)
Biological process (GO): glycolytic process; fructose 1,6-bisphosphate metabolic process
Cellular component (GO): cytosol
Molecular function (GO): fructose-bisphosphate aldolase activity
Source: RefSeq, a predicted model, not a curated record